GCAUGACUUCAACGUUGGAAAGCGGAAAUCAAAAACGUAAAACUAAAGUCUUCAAUAAUGACGCGAAAGUUCAGCGGUAUUCUACCCGGAAGAAGCCAAAUAAAUUAACAACAAAGCAGAAACUGGUUAGGCAAAAUCUCGAAAAUCGCAAAAAAUUUGAUCAAUUAUGCUUAGUCUGGCAAGAAAAGUUGUUCGAAACUAUAGACAUAGAUGUUUUGCGCGAAUCAGCAAAGUACUUGUCGCCGCAACAUUAUUUUGAAAUCGUUGAAGAAAGAAAUGCAGACAACUUGUGUGGGUACCCGAUUUGUAAUAACAAUCGUCAAAAAAUUCAAGGGCAAUUUCGAAUCUCUAACCGAUCAAGAAAGAUUUAUGAUAUCACCGAGUUAAAAUGUUAUUGCUCAACUAUUUGUUUUACAUCGUCCAAGUUUUUUGCGACGCAAUUAUCCGAGGAACCUGUGUAUAUGAGAAAUUUGGAAAAUUGGAAAUCAGUUAAUGUUAUACCGUUGGGUGUAGAUAUAAGGGAAAUCAUUAAAAACGAAAAUUCUUCUGGUAAAUCGCGAAAUAAAGAGGACAGUAGAUCAAAUUAUGUUAAGGAGAUGUUAGCUAAUCUUCCACCUGCUCCUCCCGGAUUAACUAUAAAGGAAAAAGACGAUAAUGAAAUUGAAGUGCCAUCCGUACCAACUUCAACUAACGAUACUAAUGCACAUGAUGCUAUUGAGGGAUUUCGUAUAGAUUUUCAGAAAUUGUCGAUUUCAGAUAGUAAUGAUAGUAAUAACAAGCCGACAACAUUAGUAUUAUCAAAGGAAAAGCAAGCUACUAAGGAUGAUGAUAUACCAAAAACUGAUGAGGAGGCCUAUGAAAUGGCAAUGUCAUUAGCAAAUUCCAUGUUUCGUAAUGGAAAAUUUCAUUACAAAGAUAAUGAAGAGAAUGAAAAUGAUCCAGUUGAUUUAUUAUCAAAAUCAACUUCAGUAAGGACAAAUGAUUCAGUUAAAAAAAGUAAAAAGUUGGUUAAACAGCUUCAACCAACUUCUAUUGAAUUUAAAGAUCCUUUAGAUGAUUAUUCAUCUAAAAGUUCUCGGCCAGCUAAUGAUAUCAAUGCAUCACUACAGCUACCACGUGAAAAAGAAGCUCAUAAAAAGAAAAGGAUUGUGUUGCAAAUGUCAUUAUUUGGAAAAAUAUGGACAGCAUUGGAUAGAAUGUCCACGCCAAAUACAAGGCAAUAUUUUAAGAGUAUAAAUAAUGGACAAUUCAAAAAAGGCAAUGAUUCGGCAAUGCGGCGCAUACCUAUAACGGACGACGAGAAUAUGUUAAUGAGAAUUCAAAUUUUCUCCGAAAAAAUAAUUGAAUGUUUUCAUAUUCUUAGAAAACCUCUUUCCAUUACUACCAGCAUAGAACGUGAACUUAUUGAUUUAAUGUGUACCUUUACAUUUGACACUGCAACAGUUGUACUUAAUGAUUUAGAGAACAAUGUGCUAUGUAUGGUAUUUUUAUACGCGUUAUCAAUGGAUAUCCCUGAGCUGCAUAGAAAUAUCUUUCCCGAAAAUUCACCAGACGUAGAAUGUCAAUUUAAAACUAUACUUGAAAGCAUGAAUCUUACGAUGGAAGAAUUAAAUGCAUUUGUAAGAGUGCUUCGUGUUGGUCCAGUCUAGUCUAAGUUACUUUAAUUAUAUAAUUAAAUAGUUAUUUUAUUAUUUAUUUA
Rhizophagus irregularis DAOM 181602=DAOM 197198 is the source of this 1699-nucleotide messenger RNA. RefSeq lists its product as uncharacterized. Gene Ontology annotation, molecular function: RNA polymerase core enzyme binding; RNA polymerase II CTD heptapeptide repeat phosphatase activity. The record is from RefSeq and is a predicted model, not a curated record. NCBI's taxonomy places the organism in Eukaryota, Fungi, Glomeromycota, Glomeromycetes, Glomerales, Glomeraceae. Gene Ontology annotation, cellular component: nucleus; cytoplasm.